AUGAAACUCUCGAUCAACAAACGUAACAUUGAGGACACCGGAAUUGAUAAGCGCCUUCAUGCUCCGCUGCUGAAAUACCUGAAGCAUAUGCCGGAACCGGAACACUUUGCGAACUCCUUCGAGUACGUCUCGGAUUGGCUGCCCCGUCUCGGUAUGACGGACUUCAUCGGCACCUUUAUCGCUGAAGGAUUGAAGAAGGUGCUGAUCGUCAAGUGCGCCGACUUGACCGAGGAGAAACUCAAGAACAUGGGCAUCUCCAAACCCGGCCACUUUAACCGAAUCCUGGGAGCCCUGGAGUAUGCCAGGCUCGAGGAAGCCCUCGGAGUGGCGGCUAGGAGGAAGCAGAUGCGCAAGAAGGAGACGAUGACUCCACCUGAGAGCCCACCGCUCUACCCGCCGAUGCAUCACUCGCAGAUCUACACGUUCAGCGCUCAUUACCUGGGCUCUGAUCGUAUUGAAAGUAUCUACUCGGAGGACGAGUGCAUUAAUGUCAUCAAAAAGUUGAAGAAGCAAAUCAAUUCCAUCGUCAAGACUACCCCCGUACAAGUGGAAAUCUCGAUCUAUGGAGUCAUGAUCUUCAACACUGAGCAUCAGAAGACACUGCUCCAGAGCUACCAGCUUGAUGACAUUGGCUGCAUGACCAACGAUAUGAAUGACCGGAACUGUCUCGGUUUCACCGUCCAGGACAAGCAUCAGUCGAUGGCCCACGUUUUUGCUGCGAUCACUGCUGAAAUCGCCAAGAACAUCAUCGACGCCCUCGGCGACGUCUUUAAAAUCCAAGAAACCCGGCAGCAACCCUGUCCCUACUACGGCCAAGGCGCCCAGGUGGCCCACGAGAGCGUCAAUCCUUUCGGCGAGACAAUUGUCGAAAACGACGUCAAGGCACGGGUCGUGAUUUUUGGGUACUGGUUGGAGAAGGUAGAAUACAUCACGUUCACCGAUUCGAACUGCUAUACCUCCGAAUUCAACAUCAGCAACAAGGAUUUUGAGCUCCAAAUCGAGCGGAGAAUCGAGUUGCAGUGGCGAUUCCCGGAAAACAAACACCAAUGGCGCAUGUGUGUGAAGCAAAAAGGACCGACUGGAGAGUUGUUAAUGGUCGAAGGAAUCCACACCUAUAUCACCACCAGGGUCACUCCGAAAGAAUACAUAAUGCCGUUCUACCUUCAAUGCUCAGUCUUGGCCUUUUUGCUCUCGAUGUCGGCUCUGUUUUCCGGGCUGAAUUUGGGGUUGAUGAGCCUGUCGAUCAAUGAGUUGCAAUUGAUCAUGAAAUGCGGCUCCCGCAGCGAACAAAAAUACGCCAAGGCGAUUCUUCCGAUUCGAAGGAGGGGCAACCAAUUGUUGUGUACGAUUUUGUUAAUGAACGUCGUGGUAAAUGCUUCAAUUUCGAUUCUAUUCGAAGAUAUGACUUCUGGAACGAUCGCGUUUAUCGUUUCCUCGGCUGGAAUCGUAGUUUUUGGGGAAAUUUGUCCUCAAAGUAUCUGUGUGAAAAAAGGCCUCGCCGUGGGUGCUCGUACACUCUUCCUCACCAAAUUCUUCAUGGCCCUCACCUACCCACUUGCUUUCCCUAUUAGCAAGAUUUUGGACUGGCUGGUUGGGGUGGACGUGGAUAAAUUCGAUCGGAAUCGGCUGCUGGAGAUUAUGAAAAUGGGCAGCGGCAGGGAAGGGGAUCCGGAAAACUUGAAAAUCGCCAUCGGAGCCUUGGAGCUGGCCAGCAAGUCGGUGAUGGAUGUUAUGACAAAGAUAGAAGAUACCUAUAUGCUGCCAAGUAAUACCGUCGUGAACCCGGCUACCAUUGCCGAAAUUGCACAAAAGGGCUAUUCCAGAAUCCCGAUUUUUGAUGGCGGUGAUAGAAAUAAUAUCGUAUCUCUGCUCUACGUGAAGGAAUUGGCACUGGUCAACAAAAACGCAAACAUUACCGUAGGGACGGUGGGGAACCGAGCUCGGCUCCGAUUCGUCGACGAGAAUCACCCGUUGACAGAGAUGGGAGAAUACCACAUGGCGAUAAUUCGACGUGGAUCGGACGAUGAUGAACACUUUUACCAAGCUACCUUGGAUUCACUGUCAAACGGCGAUAUUGAAUUGUCUGAACUUUCGCCGUCCAGAGAAAUCUUGGGUGUUAUCACACUCGAAGAUAUUGUUGAAGAGAUUUUACAGGCCGAAAUCAUGGACGAGAGCGACCAGGUGACGGACAACGUCCAAAGGCACCGGAGGUUCGCCAAAAAUAGCCUGGACUUGCACAAGCUCCUCGGCAAGGAAAAACAGGCUGAGCCGUUGUCUAUCCAUACAAAGAGUGUGCUCUGCCGAUAUCUUCGCGAUCAGCACCCGAUUUUCGGCCCGGAAUUCAUGGAGCCCAGAGGACUUGAGCAUCUGAUCGGAACAAAUGUUAGGGUGAUUUACAUCGCCAACGAGAGCCAACCGAUCCCGAUCUAUGAAUACGGGGUGACGAGCAAGAGAGCUGUUGUAAUCCUCGAGGGCUCGGCCACGGUGUUUUUCCCGAAGUCCAAAAUGACCCUACAAGCCGGCUCAUGGAUUUCAUUGGGCGAAGUCUUAUUCCAGAAGCUGCAGGCCGGCAUUGCCCAGUCCCCUCAAGACGCUCAAUUCAACCUCUCCUUCGUCCCUGACUUCACAGUUACUGUCGAAAAGUACUGCAAAUUUGUGCAGCUCCCCGUCCCAUCAGUAUGGCAUAAGCUAAAGAUUUCGAAUGUCGUCAGGUCCAUGAGAACAAACUCCAAUCCCUCCUCGAGAUCCCCAUCAAUUUCCGAGAAAAAUCGGAGGAUUGUACGCUUCCAAGAUGACGAAGGAGUAGCCGGCCGUAGCGGCUCGUUAAACGGGGAUCAAACGCUGCACGUAGGCGACCGAAAUCGAAGCGCAAGUUUGCGGCCGGAAAUG
Molecule: messenger RNA, 2889 nt
Organism: Mesorhabditis spiculigera
Lineage: Eukaryota; Metazoa; Nematoda; Chromadorea; Rhabditida; Rhabditidae
Source: the annotation of a GenBank genome assembly